This is a messenger RNA of Penaeus vannamei (Pacific white shrimp), 1355 nucleotides long. RefSeq lists its product as uncharacterized. Gene Ontology annotation, biological process: sensory perception of taste. The record is from RefSeq and is a predicted model, not a curated record. NCBI's taxonomy places the organism in Eukaryota, Metazoa, Arthropoda, Malacostraca, Decapoda, Penaeidae. Gene Ontology annotation, cellular component: membrane.
GGCAGUCAGGACGGUUUGGGAAAGGUGAGCUGGGGUCUCCUACGGGCUGGGUGAACACACUCACAUAGAUAAUGGUAUCCACGAAGACGGCUAAAGAGCUGAAGACCCACAAUGGAAGGAAAUCCACAUGGUAUCCUCACAAGAGCUGGCCUGUAUUGUGGCUGGGAACCCUGCUUGGCUUGAUUCCUUGGGGCCGAAGUGGUCGCUGGACAGCAUGCAGUGCUCUCUAUGCUGCCACUUUUUCGAUGGUUAUGGUCUCGGCCUUCGCUGUAUCAUACUAUGAAUACCACAAACAAUACCACUAUCCAAUGGGCAGUGCUGCUUGGGUGUGCGAAAUCACGGUGUCUGUCUUGUCUCUGCUGGCGUGUGUGCUGACGCUGCUGUGGUUCAAAUGGCGAUGGCUGAGCCUGAGGAAGUUGAUGAAAGCCUGUAGUGACGUGGACUGUGAAGGAAGCGAAGCGGUGUCUCGUUGGCCGAUUUUCCUCGCUGUGAUCAAGGCGGUCGAAGUGCUGCUGAACACCCUGUGGUACAUAGAGGAGCUACUCCUUAUCGCGGCACCGACGUGGCUGGAGGUCGCCUUCGCCCUGACAAUCUGGUACCACUGCCUCACCGCCUCCUUUCCCAUACUGCUCUACGUUAGUUUGGCCGACCUCCUUGCUCAGCACGCGACGUCCCUAAACGCAUCCCUUGGUCGCGCCAUCAGCGAAGACCGCGAGUUUUUAGAAGGAAAGGAAGAUUUUGGAAGUAUGGGAGGCACGGAGGUUGCAGACGAAGCUGUAGAGGCGGUGGCGCAAGAGUGGCGUCACCUGGACCGUCUGCACCAUCGCGUGGAAGAGAUGCUGAGUGUCCCACUACUGGCCAGCGCCGCGGAUAUGUGCGGUACACUGGUGGGGUCAGCGUUUUUCCUGUCCGAACUGGAUAGUGUUUACCACGCAGUUUCAGCUGGAAUCAUGAUGGUGUCCUGCAUAUCGUUCCUUCACGUGCAGGGUCACGUGUCAGAUGCACUCCAGCAGCAGACAUUGGCAGUUCACAAACGGGUUAACCAAUACCUGGCUUCGAAGAGGUUGCCGCCGACAGGGACACUGGACCACCUUCUCGUGACACAGGUGGCGCAGCUGUCGGUAGAAGCUGGGGAGCCUCUGGAAGUCAGCCUGGUAGGCCUAUACACACUCUCUCGCUCCAAUUUUCUACCAGCUGUGGGCGCAACCGUGGCACAUCUCGUGAUUCUACUACAGUUCUACCUCGCGAAUGUUUCAUCCAACAGACAUUCUCUCCCAUUAAACUCUACUGACUGCAAUGCAUAAAUGUAUAGGGAAUGAUGGCUCUCUCUCUCUCUCUCUCUCUCUCUCUCUCUC